AUGCGCAUCGCGGCUCUAACCGCUAUACUCCCCGUCCUGGCGGCCGCAUCAUCGGAUGCGAACCCGGCUCAGGUCCCGCUAGGUCCUAGCCGUAAACCGCCAUCAUCUUCACAUACACAUACACACACACACACACACGGGAAACGACCUAAUGUUGUUUUUAUCCUGACGGAUGACCAGGAUGUUCAUCUUUCGUCUUUGGAUUAUAUGCCGUUAGUGAAAAAGCAUUUAUUGGAUCAGGGCACGUAUUUUAGUCAUCAUUAUGCGACGACGGCGGUUUGUUGUCCGUCGAGGGUUACUAUUUGGACGGGCAAGUUUUCGCAUAAUACGAAUGUUACGGAUGUUAGUCCGCCGUAUGGUGGAUAUCCAAAAUUCGUAUCCCAGGGGUUUAACGAUAAUUAUUUCCCUGUGUGGCUCCAGGAGGCUGGGUAUAAUACGUAUUAUACGGGGAAGCUGUUCAAUGUGCACACUAUUGAGAACUACAACUCUCCGGAGCCGGGUGGCUUCACGGGCUCGGAUUUCUUGCUUGACCCUUAUACAUAUAACUACCGGAACAGCACAUUCCAGCGAAAGGGCGAAGCACCACGUAGUUAUGAAGGUCAUUACAGCACGGAUGUCCUAGCCGAAAAAGCGUACGGGCUACUAGACGACGCUGUUGAAGCCGGGAAGCCAUUCUUCCUCGUCGCUGCGCCUAUCGCUCCUCAUGCUAAUGUGGAGAUGAAUCUCACUAGUGAUGGAAGUCAUGAUCUUAAGGACUUGCCGUUUGAGUUCACAGAGCCUGUUCCUGCGGAGCGGCAUAAACACCUUUUCCAGGAUGAGAAGGUGCCGCGAACUGCGAAUUUCAAUCCGGAUGAGCCUUCCGGCGCGAAUUGGAUCCACACUCUACCACAGCAGAACGACACCAACGUGGUUUAUAACGACCACUUCUAUCGGCAGCGUCUGCGGUCACUCCAAGCUGUCGAUGAGCUCGUCGAGGGUCUCAUCUCACGCCUAGAGGAGCACGGCAUUUUGGAUAAUACGUAUAUCGUAUACAGUAGCGACAACGGGUACCAUAUUGGACAACAUCGUCUUCAACCCGGCAAGAGCUGCGGGUACGAGGAAGACGUAAACGUGCCAUUGAUUGUGCGAGGCCCGGGUGUCGCCGCGAAUUAUACCGCUAAGGGCGUAGUGACUACGCACGCCGACCUCGCGCCGACAUUUUUCGACCUCUUGGGUAUUGCGACCCGGGAUGACUUCGACGGCGCGCCGAUCCCGGUGACGAAGGCCGAAAUCGAGGAAGUUCGUGAUGCGGGGGAGCGUCGUGAGCAUGCUGGGAUUGAGUACUGGGGAAAUGCUAUGGGGGAAGGGAUUUAUAACCGAAACCCUCGCGAUCAUAAUACGUACAAGGCCAUCCGUAUCUCGGGUCCCGGGUACAACUUGUACUACUCGGUUUGGUGCAACAACGAGCAUGAGCUCUACGACCUAACGGUCGAUCCAGGGCAACUCCACAACCUCCUUUCCUCAUCUUCUACAUCAGACGCCCCUCUCGCAGCAGGUUACCCCGCUCACAAAGUAGCCGCGCGUCUCGAUGCCCUGUUACUCGUUCUUAAGACCUGCACAAGUGAAUCGUGCCGCCGGCCCUGGGCACAACUUCACCCAGACGGUAAAGUGCAAUCUCUUGCCGAAGCGCUAGAACCACGUCAUGAUGCUUUCUAUGCAGACUGGAGUAAUGGGAUAUCGGGUGCGCAAGUUGAAUUUGCGUACUGCGCUAAUGGAUUCUUGACGGAUGCUGAGGGACCGACUUGGGAUGAUGUGUUGAGGCAACGAGAAGAGGUUGGGGAAGGGGGGGAAUACGGGUAUUUGAGUGGAGGAAGAUGGGAAGAUUGGGUGUAG
Molecule: messenger RNA, 1872 nt
Organism: Hypoxylon trugodes
Lineage: Eukaryota; Fungi; Ascomycota; Sordariomycetes; Xylariales; Hypoxylaceae
Product: Arylsulphatase
Exons: 6
Coding region: 1-1872 (623 amino acids)
Biological process (GO): phenol-containing compound metabolic process
Molecular function (GO): glycosaminoglycan binding; N-acetylglucosamine-6-sulfatase activity; arylsulfatase activity
Source: RefSeq, a predicted model, not a curated record